Messenger RNA from Oncorhynchus kisutch (coho salmon), 6794 nucleotides. Its product is annotated as unconventional myosin-XV-like. Gene Ontology annotation, cellular component: cytoskeleton; myosin complex. Lineage: Eukaryota; Metazoa; Chordata; Actinopteri; Salmoniformes; Salmonidae. Gene Ontology annotation, molecular function: protein binding; cytoskeletal motor activity; ATP binding. The record is from RefSeq and is a predicted model, not a curated record.
GGGUGUGAUCAGCGGUGCCAUAACCUCUCAGUAUCUGAUGGAAAAGUCCCGUAUAGUCUUCCAGGCCAGAGAUGAGAGGAACUAUCAUAUCUUCUAUGAGAUGCUGUCAGGUCUUCCCCCCCAGCAGAGGCAGGCCUUCUACCUGCAGGAGGCUGAGACAUAUUAUUACCUGAACCAGGGAGGGGAUUGUGGGAUAGCAGGAAAGAGUGACAGGGAGGACUUCCUCCGUCUACUGGCUGCUAUGGAGAUCCUUCACUUCACCCCUGACGACCAGGCGUCCAUCUUUAGAGUCCUGUCUUCUAUUCUACACCUGGGGAACGUCUACUUCCAAAGAUAUGAGGCGGAUGGCCAGGAGGUGGCGUCUGUGGUCAGUGCUCAGGAGAUCAGAGUCGUAGCUGAGCUGCUCCAGAUCUCCCCUGAGGGACUCCAGAAGGCCAUCACACACAAAGUCACGGAGACCAUGAGGGAGAAGAUCUACACCCCUCUGACGGUAGAGAGUGCUGUAGACGCCAGAGAUGCUGUUGCCAAGAUCCUGUACUCUCUGUUGUUCCACUGGCUGACUGAGAGGAUUAAUGGACAGGUGUAUCCUCGACAUCACGCUCUGUCAAUAUCUGUGCUGGAUAUAUAUGGCUUUGAGGACCUGUCCUUCAACAGCUUUGAGCAGCUGUGUAUUAACUAUGCUAAUGAGUACCUGCAGUUCUUCUUCAAUAGGAUCGUCUUCAGACAGGAGCAGGAGGAGUACAACAGGGAGCAGAUCCCGUGGCAGGACAUCCCGUUCAGCGACAACCAGUCCUGCAUCGACCUCAUCUCCUCUAAGCCCCAUGGGAUACUGAAGAUCCUGGAUGACCAGAGCUGCUUUCCCCAGGCGACAGACCACACCUUCCUCCAGAAGUGUCAUUAUCACCAUGGUAACAACAAGAUCUACCUGAAGCCAAAGAUGCCCCUCCCAGAAUUCACCAUCAAACACUUCGCUGGCCCAGUCACCUACCAGGUUCACAAGUUUCUGGAUAAAAACUACGACCAGGUUGGACAGCAGGUUCUCGAUCUGUUCAGCCACAGCAAGAACAAGAUGGUGGCCAACCUCUUCCUGGUUCAUGCGGAGGUCGUAGGUCAGCAUAGAGGUCAUGUGAGGAAGAGCAGCACGGUGACCCGGAGACACCAGCCCCCCACCGUCUCCACCAAGUUCACCCUGUCACUUCUGGAACUGGUAGACAAGAUGGAGAGGUGCAACCCAUCGUUUAUACGCUGCAUAAAGCCAAACAGACAGAAGGAGCCAGGUGUGUUUGAGACGGAGAUGGUCGGCAGUCAGCUGAGAUAUUCUGGUAUCUUGGAGACCAUCAGGAUCCGGAGAGAGGGUUACCCUGUUAGACUGGCCUUCAACAUCUUCCUGUUCAGGUACAAGUCUCUGGUGGGUGUGAAGCAGCCUCCAGCUCCUGAUGGGGAGAACUGUGUCAUCAUGCUCAGCAAACUGGUUCCCCUCCGACCCGGGGCCUACCAAGUAGGAGUGACUAAGCUGUUUCUGAAGGAGGACGUGUACCAGUUGUUGGAGUCUAAGAGAGAGCGUGUCCGUCAGGUGGCGGCCCUCACCCUGCAGAGAUACACACGCAUGUUCUUUGUCAGGAAACGAUACAAGGAGUUCAGAACCAAGAUCAUCAGACUACAGGCCUACUGUAGAGGCUUCCUCACCAGGAAGCACUAUUUGAAGAUGAGAAAGAGUCUGGUCAAGUUUCGUUCUCUCAUCCACAUGUACGUCACCCGCAAGAGAUACAUCAAGAUGAAGCUGGAGGCCCGCAGGAAAGCAGAGGAGGAGAGGAGGAGGAGAGAGGAGGAGCUGACGAAGAGAGAGGUGGUUAACGUCACACACCUGGUGAUCCCUGCCGAGCUUGGCUCUUUACUGCAGGCUGCAUCAGGUGGCAGAGAGCUCCAUUCUGAGUGUCUAGCUCUGGUCCAGGCACCACACAUCCAGGAGCAGAACCAGCUGACUCUGCCUCUGGACAUCAACGACUACCCCUUCAGCCGCUACGCACAACUCUACUUCAGGGAGCCAAUGUUUGGGAUGCUAAUGGUUCCUUUGGAGAGGACCCUGACAUGUACAGAUGAGGACCUCCGACAGGAAUCUCUGGAGCUGUUCGUUAUGAUCCUGAGGUUCAUGGGCGACCCCCACCUGAAUGGGGCUCAGGAGAACCUGUUUGGGAACUACAUCAUCCAGAGAGGACUGGCCAAUCAGGGCCUGCGAGACGAGAUCCUGGCUCAGCUGGCCAACCAGGUGUGGCGGAACCCUAACCAUGACAACGCAGAGAGAGGCUGGCUGCUGCUGCUGGGGUGUGUCUGCUGCUUCCCCCCUCCGUUUGUGUCUGACCACGCCCCUGCUGGAUGCCGGGCGCUGCUGCAGCACCGGCUGAUCCAGGCCAAUCAGAAGUCCCGGCUAUUAUCAGGCUCCGCCCCUGAGACAGCACGCACCUAUCCACUGUCUCUGUUGGAGUGGACAGCCAAUAGGAAGAGGGCUAACAUGGUGCUGCAGGUGUCCUGCUUCGACGGAGAAUCGUUCCUGUGUCCUGUCCAAUCCUGGACCAGUGGAGAAGAUCUGGCGGGAGACAUCCUGCGACACAGGGGAGUGUGUGAGGCGUGGAGGGGGUUUUCUAUACUGAUGAAGGAGCAUGGGCAGUGGGCGGAGCUAGCCGGUCAUGAUUACGUCAUGGAUCUGAUCUCAGACUUGGAGCUGCCGUCCGAUUUCCCCAAACAGAAGAGUUACUUCAUCAUCUCAGCUGAGGAUCCUAAUAGGGUUCGAACCAACGCCAGCCUGACUCUGUUUGGCAGUGGUUUUGACAGUGAUGAAGAGCUGCCCCCGCCCUUCAUCAGCGCCACCCAACCUGCGUACAGCCUACCAGGCUCUGACGGAUACUCCAGCCACGUGGAGUCUGAUGUGUUCAGCGAUGGUCAGACUCAGAGAGGGGUGGAUCGCUACCUGGACAGCCUCUUCAACCCUGUGUUAUCAGAUGGCGGCACGGACCUGGACAAGCCAGCCAGUAUGACAGGCCGGAUGAAGGGAGGAGGAGGAAUAGGAGGAGGAGAGGAGGAGAGGGGUCAGGCCCCCUCCAGCAGACCAUAUCCCCCAGGACUACAGCCCGGAGGUUCUCCAGAACAGACAGGGAUGGCUCAGCAGCAACAGACCAUCAUCAACCAGCAAGCCAUCAUACUGGCCCAGCAGAUGACCAUGCAGGCCAUGGCUUUCCAGCAGCAGAUGUUGUCUUCCUUCCCCAUCGCCCCCCAGGCCCCUCCCACACAACCACCACCCCGCACCUCCAGCCAUACUGAAGAAGCUCCAGAGAGCCCUUACCAGGCCAGCCUGAACCCCGCCCAGCACCACCCUUCCUCCAGGAAACACACUGCGACACGAGUGGCCCCUUCUGAUGACUUGGUGCGGUCCAGGGCCCCCCCUCCUGAUGACUUGGUGCGGUCCAGGGCCCCCCCUCCAGAAGGAGGGGUCCAGUCCGAUGCGUCUAACUCAGAAAGCCCCUCCCACAACAUCAAGGACAUGAUCAGACAGUACCAACACCCAUCUAACCCUGCACACAGCCAGCCUGCACACACACACAGGAGGGGGGAGGGGAAGAUGUUUACAAAGAAGCCGGACCCUCAUGAUGAAGCCAUGUAUAUCCUGAAAGACCAGAUGGCCAACCCACCACCACAGAAGUCUUUCUCUCCGGCGGCGCCUCGGGAACCAAAGGAGGAGGGUGGAUCCAAAGUCACCAAGGCAACAAAACCCCGCCCACCUGCCCUAGCCGACUCCCACAGCAGCCCCCUCCCCCCACCAGUGUCCAGAGAGUUGCCUGUAGAGGAAGAGACCAGCCAGACCCAGCUACACCACAGGAGCAGUGAAGAACACUACACUUACACUAACACACCCUGGAAGAUUUACCUGAGGAAGGAGGUGUUCUACCCUAAAGACAACUUCAACACUCCUCUGUUGCUGGAGCUGCUGUUCAGACAGAUAGUCCACGACACCUUCUCAGAGGCCUGCCUCCGCAUCACUCAGGAGGAGAGGACCAAGAUGAAGGCUCUGUUUGUGGAGCACCAGGUGGGUCAGGAUGGAGCCACACAGGAUGAGAGUGUGAAGAAGAAGAUCGUGACGAUGGCCAGAGACUCCUGGGAAAUAUAUUUCUCACGACUGUUCCCUGCCUCGGGCAGUGUGGGUACUGGGGUGCAGGUGGUCUCUGUGUCUCAUCGAGGCAUCAAGCUGCUGAAGAUGGUGAGAAGCAGCGCUGUUGUCCCAGACUACUUCAGAGUGCUACACCCUUACAGUUACGCAGACAUCCUGUUUGUGUCCAUUCCAUCUAAGAACAUGUUGGAGUUUAACCUGACCAAUGAGAAGCUGAUUCUGUUCUCCGCCAAGGCUCCACAGGUUAAACACAUGGUGGACUACUUCAUCACAGAACUGAAGAAGGACUCUGAGUAUGUGGUCGCAGUGAGGAACUACAUCACAGAGGACAGAACUCUGCUCAGCUUCCACAAGGGAGACAUCAUCAGAUUACACAGCGUGGAGGGGCUGGAGGAGGGCUGGCGGUACGGGGCGGUGUACGGACGGUGGGGUGUGUUUCCAGGUGAGUGUGUUCAGCCGGUGGCCGCUCCAGACUUCCUGAUUCUCCCUGCUGAGAGGGCGGAGCCUCGUGACAGACACGGCCGUGUUGCCGCCUCCGCUGCAAUCGCCGUGGCGAUGGGCUCUACUGUCGCCGCCCAUGAACUGGACCUCAACACAGAGGCUGUGGUAGGGUAUGGUGAGGACAGCAGCAGUCUCCAUCUAGAGGGGCUUCCUCUACAGGCCAGUCAGUACACCAUGGAGGAGUUCUCCAGGAAGUACUACAGACGGGCUCAGAGACACAGGGACCAGCUGAAGACCAGGAAGGGGAAGGAGAGCAGAGAACCAGCUGACAUGGUUACAUACUCUAAGUCCCCUCUCCAGGAGUCUCUGAUAGACUUCACAGACAGCAACAUGAACAAGGUGGCAGCUGACAUCUCCCUGGCUGUGAUGAAGUUCAUGGGAGACUACCCUCUGAAGGGACAGACAGAACAGGACCUGGUCUCAACGAUCCUAAAGCUCAGUGGGGAGUAUGUUCUGAUGAAAGAUGAAGCCUACUGCCAGGUGAUGAAACAGGUCACAGGAAACACCAGCUCCAAAACGGACAGUUGUCAGAGAGGCUGGAGGCUACUCUACAUCCUGACUGCGUUCCAUCGCUGUUCUGAGGUCCUGAAGCCCUUCCUUUUAACGUUCCUGCUGGACGCCUGCUCUGGUCCUGGAGUCCACUACCAAGGUAUAGCCAAGGCGUGUGAGCAGAACCUGAGGAGGACCUUCCAGUACGGAGGAAGAAUCGAAACCCCCAACAGCAUGGAGCUGAAGGCCAUGCUGGCUGGGCGGAGCUCCAAGAGACAGUUGUUCCUCCCAGGCGGCAUCGAGAGACACCUCAAAAUCAAGACCUGCUCAGUGUCUCUGGAUGCUAUAGAGGAGCUAUGUAAUGACAUGGGACUGCACAGACUGGAGGCCAUGGAUGAGUACGCUGUAUUUGUGGUCACACACCGAGGUCAGAAUGUCCGUCCCCUCAAUAAGAGGGAGUACAUCCUGGACAUUACUACAGAGGCGGAGACAGUGGACAGUAACUACAGCCUGUGGUUCAGGAGGGUCAUCUGGACACAGCCGCUUAAAUUUGACAACGAGCUCUGUGUCACCAUGCAUUAUAACCAGGUGUUACCAGACUAUCUGAAGGCCUUGCUGAGUGUGGUUCCUCAGAGUAAAGCCAGUGAGCAGCAGCUGCAGCAGUUGGCCAAGCUGGCAGCAUUACAACACCGUGCUAAAGAUACCGUCUUCCUGCCCACCAUUGGUGAGGUCCAGGAGUAUGUCCCCUCCCAGCUCUACAUCAGACAGCCUCCUCAGCCCUGGCUCAACAUGGUCACUCAGCAUAUGCAGCAGGUCUCUCCUCUGAGUCCUCACCAGGCCAGGGCUCAGUUCCUCGGUCUGGUCAGUGCGUUCCCCAUGUUUGGUUCCUCCUUCUUCUACAUCCAGUCCAGCAGCAACAUCUCCAUCCUGGCUCCCUGUGUGUUGGCUGUCAACCAGAACGGACUGCACUUCCUACACAAGGACUCACAUGAGGCCACGGCGCGUUACCCUCUGAAUGAGAUCCAGUCCACCAGAACCCAGAGACCAACAGGAGGCUCCAGCUCCUCCUAUCCCUACGUAGACAUUCUGCUGGGAGACCUGCUGACACAGCGAAUCACACAGCUGCAGCUGGAACAGGGUCUGGAGCUGUGUCGGGUCAUUGCCAUGCACAUGGAGAACAUGCUGUCAGUCCGGGAGAAGAGACUCACCCUGCCACCGAGUGAGAUCACUCUGUUAUAACACACUGUCUGUCUGUCUGUCAGUCAGUCUGUCAGUCCGGGAGAAGAGACUCACCCUGCCACCGAGUGAGAUCACUCUGUUAUAACACACUGUCUGUCUGUCUGUCUGUCAGUCAGUCAGUCAGUCAGUCAGUCAACCAGCUACUCAGUCAGUCAGUCAGUCUGUCAGUCAGUCUGUAGUUAGUGGUAGAUGGUGUUAGUUAGUAGUAGAUGGUGGUAGAUAGUGAUACUUGGUGGUAGAUAGUGGUAGAUGGUGGUAGAUGUGGUACUUGGUGGUAGAUAUUGGUAGUUGGUGGCAGAUGGUGUUAUAUGGUGAUAGAUAGUGGUAGUUAGUGGUAGUUGGUGGUAGAUGGUGGUGGUUAGUGGUAGAUGGUGGUGGUUAGUGGUAGAUGGUGGUAGAAGGUGGU